AUGCGAAUGAAAUUCAGACAGGUCUUUGGCAAUAUAAAACCAGACCGAAAAAGCUGGGUUGUUUUUAUUUACUCUCAAUGGCAGUCUACACGUCCGCUCCGCGUUAAGAAAGAUCUACGCUUCUACGCUGAUGUCGAAGGCUUCGAAAAUCUAUCAGUUGUAACUGGAUUUGAUGACCGACCGGAUAUGAUCAUUGAGAACUACACCAAUCGAGCAAUUUACGUAAUUGAAUUGACUGUUGGAUUUGAGACUGACAUUACUAAAAAUUGUAUUAGGAAAACAGCACGCUAUAGUGAACUUUGUAAUGCUUUGAAGCAACGACGUAAUACCGUUGAGUAUCUCAAUUUAUCAAUGGGGGCUAUUGGUGUAAUUGGAAUAGAGUGUAAAAAGAUUUAUGGCUUUUUAGAGAAUGUAAUGAGCUUAGACAUAUUUCAAAAAAACUUUUUAAUUAGAAAACUAUGUGGAGUUUGCAUUAGGACUACGUACAUUCUGUUUUGCAUGAGAGACAGGGAAUGGAAAAACCCAGAACUUUUAUAUUGGUAA
This is a messenger RNA of Paramuricea clavata, 543 nucleotides long. Lineage: Eukaryota; Metazoa; Cnidaria; Anthozoa; Malacalcyonacea; Plexauridae. The record is from the annotation of a GenBank genome assembly.